AUGGAUAUGACUACAAAAAACUGUGAGCGGACACAUCCUGAACAAAAUGUUGAUGAAGAUACUGAUAAUAUCAAUGAGGUUUUUCUGCCUGCCUCAAAACCCAAUAGGAAACGUGCUCUUAAUAUUGUUACUAGUGACUCUGAAAGUAGUGAUGAUGAUAUUCCGAUUGCAAAACUCAAGGAAAUGCAUUUUAAGGAAGUUAUACGUGACAAAGUAGGAUCUGAUCUCAAUGACAGCUCAGUGACUGCUACUGCUUCUGAGGUUGACAAUGCCAUGGGUACUGUCAGUUCUCCCAGGCGGCAUCUUGUUAGCUUGAGGAAAUGGGGGCAAAAAGGCAGUGCACGAGAAGACUAUUCAACUCAGACUAGUGAAACUAAAUAUGAUCAAGAAAAUCUGGCAAAUGAGGAUGUUGAAGAUGAUGACUUGGAAGAGGUUGGGUCGGAAGGUGAAGGUGAAAGCUUGGGUGGAUUUAUUGUUCAAGAUGAUUCUGAUGUUUCUGAUGCUCAUGAUGCUUCUACAAAGUCAGAAGGUUCCUCAGAUGACGAUGUGGACUUUGAUAAGAUUCUAUCAAAAUUUCAGAGGAACAAAGAUCAGAAAUCGAAGUGGGAAUUUGAGGCAGACAUGCUUUCUGCAUUUGGUAAGGAUCCGGAGCUGUGCAUGAAAGCUGUAUGUGCUCUUUAUCGACAGCAGACUUCUGAAGAACAAUAUAGCAAGGAAUCAUUAUGCACCAAUGGUCGUGGUUUUAGCAAGUUCGAUGCUUUCAAGGGAUCUUUAUUGGCCGAGUUUCUCACCAACGGAGACCCGAACGAAGAUCUCAAUAGAACUGUGGAGGAGUUGCAGGCAUAUGACGCGAACGGCAUUGAAACGUGUAGAACAUUGGCGAAUCGUUACUCUAAGCAACUGUUCGAAAUCUACAAGAACGAAGAGGAUCCUCUCUUUCUACCAUUUUGAUGGGGGAUAUUACUAGUCCAGAUCCUCUGCCAGAAGUGCUUCCAGAGACCAACCAGAGGGUUUCCAAAUGCUUGUAAACAUCUAGGUCCUUUUGGUUUCAAUUGAUAAUGGCGGUUGUAUUUGUAUAUAACAUCUAAUUAGGAAUGUCUGAAAAAAUUAGGUCACUUAACGUUAUUAACGUCGGGUGUUUUGUGUCCA
Pyrus x bretschneideri (Chinese white pear) is the source of this 1149-nucleotide messenger RNA. RefSeq lists its product as uncharacterized. Lineage: Eukaryota; Viridiplantae; Streptophyta; Magnoliopsida; Rosales; Rosaceae. Bases 1 to 951 code for a protein of 316 amino acids. The record is from RefSeq and is a predicted model, not a curated record. The transcript has 2 exons.